AUGUUAUUACAAGCACAACAGGUAUCGCCUAGAUCCAAAACCUUGAAAACCACGCUACUCGCCUCCUCAGUAGCGCUAUGUUUCCUUCUAUAUCAGGCAUGGAACCACCAGGACCGAAUCGCCGACGAACUGGCUGAGCAUCUCCAUAUACCUGCAGGAUACGGCCUAGGCCUCGGGGAACGCCCAGAGCAGCCAGCUGAAGAAGUGCAACCCCUGGCCGACGAGGGCAUUCCAAAAAGGAUAUGGUACAAGCUCGGGCCGAAAGGCAAAAGCCAGGACAUUGAAGAGUGGACACAGACUUGCAUCAAACAGAAUCCCACAUACAGAUAUGAGUUCUUCUCAGAUCCUUCGGCCGACUAUUGGGUGGAAAAGACUUUCUCAGCAUCACGCCCGGAUAUCGUUGAGGCAUAUCUCAGUCUCACUGUUCCAAUCCUCAAAGCGGACCUUCUAAGAUACCUCCUCUUGUACGUCGAGGGCGGUGUAUGGUCAGACCUAGACGUCUCCUGUGAGGGUUUCCCCAUUGAUGAAUGGAUCCCCGAGGAGCAUAGGAACGAGACGUCACUACUGGUCGGUUGGGAGUUUGACGCGGGAUGGGGUUUGGAUUACACCCACGAGUUUGCCAGCUGGACUAUUUUGUCUAAGCCAGGACUACCACACAUGCUGAUGGUUAUCGACGACAUCAUGGACUCGAUUCAUCAGAGCACAGCCGAGGCGAACGUCACCAUUGCCGAGCUGACAAUGGAGAUCGUCGGGGAUAUUGUCGACUAUACCGGCCCCCGGAGAAUGACACGGAGCAUACUGAAGAGCCUGGGGCAGGCUCUGGGGCGACCGAUCGAGCGCGAGAUGAUUGAAAACAUCCGAGAGCCAGUGCGGGUGCUCGAUGUCACCAUUUUGCCCGGCUAUGCAUUCGCCAACAUGACCAACAAAUUCGAUGAGGCGGAUGGCCCGAUCGGCGAGACUCUGGUUACUCAUCACUAUGCGGGCACAUGGAAGAAUGAGAACGGUGGUGAGCUGGCAAGACGCCAGCCACGAAAGAUAUAG
Messenger RNA from Diaporthe citri, 1041 nucleotides. RefSeq lists its product as uncharacterized. Gene Ontology annotation, biological process: protein N-linked glycosylation. The record is from RefSeq and is a predicted model, not a curated record. Lineage: Eukaryota; Fungi; Ascomycota; Sordariomycetes; Diaporthales; Diaporthaceae. Gene Ontology annotation, molecular function: alpha-1,6-mannosyltransferase activity. The coding region runs from base 1 to 1041 and encodes 346 amino acids. The transcript has a single exon. Gene Ontology annotation, cellular component: mannan polymerase complex.